AUGUCACUAGCGCACAAAAUCUUCGCCACGCUGAAGGCGAGUGGGGAUAGCACUUUUCCCAGUCCUGCAGCGCCGACGUCAGGUCAGUCGGAAACAGCUACUACCACGUCAGCGUCUCCGUCAGGCUCGUGGAAUGAGCGCUUCUACCAUAUUGCGGUGCAAGGGUGCUGUCACGGAGAGCUCGACCGCAUCUACGACUCCUGCAGCGAGCACGAGCGACAAACUGGCAAGCGGAUCGACGUGCUGCUCUGCUGCGGUGACUUUCAGGCCGUGCGGACGGCCAGGGACAUGGACAGCAUGGCAGUGCCGGACAAGUACAAGGUACUCGGUGACUUCCAAAAGUAUUAUGCCGAUGUGUCGGGUGCAUCCACUGGACACAAGGCGCAAAUAUUGGCACCGUAUUUGACCAUCUUUGUAGGUGGCAACCAUGAGAACUCUGACCUCCUGGCGCAGGAGAGCUACGGUGGCUUUGUGGCGCCGAACGUCUUCUAUCUAGGUCAUUCCUCUGUCGUCACCGUGGACGACUGUCUCACCAUCGCAGGGCUUAGCGGCAUCUUCAAGGAUCCAGAUUACGACCGCCCGUAUCCACCCCGGCCGUACGCUUUGAAUCCAAUGGCCAAAAAGUCCGCCUAUCACGUGCGGCGGAUUGAGGUCGCGAAGCUGCACGCCUACCUGCGCGCCACCCAGAAAAUACGCAGCAACAGCACCAUUGAGACGACCAAGACAACCUCAGCCACGUCGCUCGCCGCGUCGCCGCCGAUGGUCGACCUCUUUCUCUCCCACGACUGGCCCGUUGGCAUCACCAGCUACGGCGACGAGGCGCAGCUGCUGCGCUUCAAGCCGUAUUUCACGGAUGACAUCCGCCGCCACGCCCUGGGCAACCCGCACACCAUGCGCCUGCUGCAGGAGGCAAAGGCGCCCUACUGGUUUGCCGCGCACCUUCACUGCUACUUCGAAGCCACCGUCGAGCAUCCAAGCGCGGGCGCGACGGAGACGAUGGCAGCGGCAGCGGCGGCAUCCACAAAGUUUGUGGCCCUGGACAAGUGUGCGAAGGGGCACGGGUGUCUCACCUUCAUCGACCUCCCACGUGUGCGUCGAGGCAGCGUGUUAGCCGCACCGCCGUCGGAAAGCCAUCCACAUGACACAGCUACUGUGCUGGGUGCCUCGCGUAUUCGACGGGACCCGGUGUGGCUAGAGGUGCUUCGUGCCUCUCACCAGUUUGUUGCAGCAAACCGCACUGUCGAGGCAGGACUUGGCGGCGGCGGCUUCGACGUGGACGAGGCUGUGAAGGAGGUCGUUGCAAGUUGCCGGAGUGCCACGAGACCCUCUGCUGCCGCGCUUCUCGCGCCGACAACAGAGACGCUGCUGGCGGCACUACAACUUUCCCCGGCACUUCCCCUUCAGCAGAUAGCGCCUGCAGCCGCAUCGCCGGUGUCUCCCACGAAAGGGGCUGACGGGAGGACGCCCCCGUCGGCGACCAGGCGCGACGAAACCGUUUGGCAGAAUCGAAACAACACCCGAGGUACUGGUGGUGGUCUUCAGCCACACCACCCACGAGCACGCACAGAGGCGACGAGAACGUCUUCUGCCUCCACAGCGGCACCUAAGUCAAGCACCCCGCUGUGGUAUACUGCAGACACACAGCCCUCGCAGCAACCGCCAACGAGCGCGCUGUGCAUCUUCGAGGAUAUGGGACCAACAGGCUGCUCCUCAGCCCCGUCUUCGACGUCAGGUAUGACAACUGGUCAUAUCUCGCCUUCGUUUGCUUGUACCGACGGCGACGGCGGCGCACCACCGCGGGAAUCGGCAGCAACAACGCUGAGCUGGUUCGAAGACACAACGCAGCAGCAGCAGCCGUGA
Molecule: messenger RNA, 1860 nt
Organism: Leishmania major strain Friedlin
Lineage: Eukaryota; Euglenozoa; Kinetoplastea; Trypanosomatida; Trypanosomatidae
Exons: 1
Coding region: 1-1860 (619 amino acids)
Biological process (GO): mRNA splicing, via spliceosome
Cellular component (GO): nucleus
Molecular function (GO): RNA lariat debranching enzyme activity
Source: RefSeq, a predicted model, not a curated record